AUGUCCGUCGCCCUGAGGUCGAGUAGACUGGUCCGCAGCCAUGCUGUAUUACGGCCGAAUCUGGCGUCCCGCACCCGUCUCUCCAGCAGUGCAUUGGGUGCCGCAUCGACUGCAAACCUCCGAUUCAACGCCCGCGGCCUCCCCUCGCAUGUCACAGCCCUAGCUCUCUUAGUCCCCCAGACUCGCGGAUACGCUACCGAGCACUCGACAUCCAAUUCUAGAUCGUCGGAGUCAUUCCCGCCCCCUGGGUUCAACGCGGAACAGGCCAAGAAGCCGGUUCAGAAGGAGUCGCAGACGAAGGACGUGCAGAAGGCGGAUAAGACAACUACUGCGCCUGCGAAGAAUGGCGACGCUAAGGAGUCGGAGAUUGUGAAGGCCGGAGACGUGGAUAAGAAGGCGUCGGAGAAGAAGGACCAGAAGAAGUUGACGAUCGGGCAGAAAAUUAAGAAGGAGGUUCAGCAUUAUUGGGAUGGAACGAAGCUGCUGGGUACGGAGGUUAGGAUUAGCUCGCGGUUGGCGUUGAAGAUGGCGCGGGGAUAUGAGUUGACUCGGAGAGAGCACCGUCAGCUCCAAAGAACAACGAAUGACUUGGGUCGGUUGGUCCCGUUCUCGAUGUUCAUUAUUAUCCCCUUUGCGGAAUUGCUUCUGCCCAUCGCUCUGAAGUUGUUCCCCAACAUGCUUCCCAGCACCUACGAGGGUGCGAAGGUGCGCGAGACCAAGGCGCUUAGUCUCAGCUCGACGCGGAAGGAGGUUUCUAGUUUCUUGAAGAACACAUUGAAGGAGACCGGUCUCCCCGUGACUGCGACGACACUCAGAAACGAGGAGUUUGCCGACUUUUUCAGGAAGAUUCGGUCCACCGGAGAGUCUCCGUCGACUCAGGAUGUCAUCAAGGUCUGCAAGAUCUUCAAGGAUGACUUGACGCUGGACAACCUGUCUCGUCCCCAGCUUGUUGGCAUUUGCAAGUACAUGAACUUGAACUCGUUCGGUACUGACGCCAUGCUCCGCUACAACAUUCGCCACCGUAUGCGCCAGAUCAAGCGUGACGACCGUGCAAUCUUCUACGAGGGCGUUGAGUCGCUGUCCGUUCCCGAAUUGCAGAUGGCUUCUGCUUCCCGUGGUAUCCGCACCCACGGCGUCUCCCCCGCUCGCCUCCGCGACGACAUGUCGAUGUGGCUGGACCUCCGUCUCAAGCAGGGCGUUCCCUCUACCCUUCUCGUUCUGAGCAACGCAUACGUGUACGCGCAGGGCGGCAAGGAGGCCGAGAUGUCUUCGCAGAUCGAGGCCCUGCAGUCCGUCCUCUCGAGUAUCCCCGAGGAGCUGUACCACGAGAUCGAGCUCGAGGUGCACAACGCCGAAGGUGCCGCCACCAACAAGCAGCGUCUGGAAGUCAUCAAGGAGCAGGAAGAGCUCAUUGAGGAGGAAAACGAGCAGAACAGCGAGAGCGAGGAGAAGGGUGUUGCUGCGCCCAAGGAUACAGAGGACAUUGAUGACAAGGAAGAUAGUUCAACGCAGAGCGCUGAGGCCACGGAGGCUGCCAAUGAGGGUCAACAGGCGGAUCUCAACUCGCAAACCCAGGCAAAGGAACAGCAGAAGAGCUCUUAA
Molecule: messenger RNA, 1602 nt
Organism: Aspergillus glaucus CBS 516.65
Lineage: Eukaryota; Fungi; Ascomycota; Eurotiomycetes; Eurotiales; Aspergillaceae
Product: MRS7 family protein
Exons: 3
Coding region: 1-1602 (533 amino acids)
Biological process (GO): intracellular monoatomic cation homeostasis
Cellular component (GO): mitochondrial inner membrane
Molecular function (GO): ribosome binding
Source: RefSeq, a predicted model, not a curated record